CUUCUACUCCUGUUGUGCCUAGCUGAAAAGUCUAUAUAGAAUUCCAGAAGGUGGUGACCAUGAAAUUUGAUGGUACCGCGGGUUUUGAGCAGAUGGGAUCAUGGAUUACCGAGGUGGAGAGGGGAUUCCGCCUACUGAAGAUUUCUAAUGAUCUUAAGGUCAGGGAUGAGCAAGCCAAAACUAAUAGAUUUUUAUGGGGCUUGGAUCCUGACAUCUAUCUGGCGGUGAAUCAAUUCAAACUUGCCACUUAUAGAAAGGCGACAGAUAGAGCCAUAGAUCAAGACAAGGCUAUGGCUAGAGUCAAUACACCAAAUCUGCAAAAAGUGGGGUCAUCCCUUGGGAAGAGAAAAUUUGAUGGGAGCCAUAGACCCUUUAUCUUUACACCGCCUAAGUCUGAUAUUGGCAAGAGUUCUAAAGAGCUAAGGGUUACCAAGACUGUGAGUCAGGUAUCAGCAGCCCAGUGUACUCAUCUUACUCCACCUAUUUGCCCCACUUGUGGAAGAGUUGGGCACACCCGCGACCAAUGUCACAUUAAUAUUGGGGCUUGCUUCAGAUGUGGCAAGCAGGGACGUCGAGUUGCUAAUUGCCCACAACCGGACCCCAGAGCUCAGAGUACUCAAUCCACAUCACAGCAAGGUUCUACUAAUCAGGGGGCACAAAAACAGAAUGUCAGGGUUAGGACAAGACCCCAACAGGCGAAAGUGCACGUGAUGACUUACAAGGAAGCUACAGCUAUCGACAUAAUCACGGUUUCUGUCAUUGAUGCCAGUAGGGUGAUGUUGAGAGUAAAAGACAUCCCUGUGGUGUGUGAGUUUCCGGAUGUAUUUUCGAAGGAUCUCCCACGUUUACCUCCAGAUAAGGAGAUUGAAUUUGCUAUUGAUCUUGUUCUUGACAUCGGACCUAUUUCCAAAGCCCCGUACCGUAUGGCCUCUGCGGAGUUGAAGGAGGUAAAGGUCCAGCUGGAGGAACUCCUUGAGAAAGGGUUUAUACAACCUAAUGUGUCACCUUGGGGAGCUCCAAUGUUGUUUGUUAAAAAGAAGGAUGGGAGCAUGAGACUAUGCAUAGAUUACCAAGAACUAAAUAAGUUGAAGAUUAAACUUGAUGAUGUGCCAAAGACUACCUUUCGUACCCGCUAUGGUCAUUAUGAAUUCCUGGUUAUGCCUUUUGGCUUAACAAAUGCCCCUCAUUUAAGGACAGUUCUCGAGACAUUAAGAAGUGAAAGGCUGUUUGCUAAAUUUAUGAAGUACGAAUUUUGGCUAGAUAAUGUUGCAUUCCUAGGUCAUGUUGUGACUAAGGAUGGAAUCUCCAUUGACCCCCAGAAGAUUGAGGUCGUGGUGGAUUGGAAAAGGCCGAAUAGUGUUGCAGAAGUCCGUAGUUUUCUGGGAUUGGCUGGUUAUUACUGCCGAUUUGUCUCUAGAAUUGCUCUGCCAAUGACCCGUCUGAUUAGGAAGAACACCAAAUUUGAGUGGACUCCAGAGUGUGAGAAGAGUUUUUCGAGCCUUAAAGAGAAACUGGUCACUGUUCCUUUAAAGCCUUAUGAAGAAAAUUACUCUACCCAUGAUUUGGAGUUGGCAACUGUGAUAUUUGCACUCAAGAUCUGGUGGCAUUAUCUAUACGGUGAGACUUGUGAAAUUUUCAUCGAUCGUAAGAGUCUCAAGUAUAUUUUCAUGCAAAUGGAGAUUAACAUGAGGCUGAGGCAAUGGCUUGAACUUUUGAAAGAUUAUGACUUAAUCAUUAGCUACCAUCCAAACAAAGCCAACAAAGUAACAGAUGCGUUGAGUAGGAAGCCCCCUGGCACUACUUCUAGCAUCCUUACCCCCCAGAAGGAGUUACUUGAGGAUCUUGUGAAAUUGGAUGUGGAAUUGAGAAUGAACAGUACUACAGCUUAUCUAGCUGCUCUUAGUGCACAACCGGCAUUAAUUGAUAAAAUUAAAAUUGCCCAACACAAAAAGAUCCUUUCUUGCAAAGAUUGGAAGGGUUCAUGGGAUCAGCACUUAUCCAUGGCUGAAUUUGCCUAUAAUAAUAGUUACCAGUCCAGCAUCCGCAUGGCACCAUUUGAGGCUUUGUAUGGUCGAAGGUGUAAAUCACCUGUUUGCUGGGCAGAGAAAAGCUAUGCGGAUAGAAGGAGACGAGACCUUGAGUUUGAAGUCGGUGACCAUGUAUUUUUGAAGGUGUCACCCACUCGAGGUGUCCUUAAGUUUGGCAUCCAGGGAAAAUUGAGUCCGAGGUAUAUUGGACCAUAUCCUAUCCUAGAAAGGGUUGGCGAGGUAGCUUACCAAUUGGAGUUGCCUAGAAACUUAGCAGGUGUUCAUGAUGUAUUCCAUGUGUCUUUACUUCGGAAGCAUAUUCCCAACCUGAGCCACAUCAUUGAUCUCGAACCCAUUCAGCUUCGAGAAGAUCUCACUUAUGAUGAGCACCCGAUCUGUAUUUUAAACUUCAAGGAGAGGAUAAUGCGGAGAGCGACCAUUCAUUUUGUUAAGCUGCGUGUUUUCGCUCUUCUUCUUUUCCCCUACAGCCGAACAAGAGCCCCAAGCCCGACGGCACCCACCCCUUGAGAAACGGUAAAAAGCUUGAUUUCUUUCCCUUCUUUUCUUGUUCAAGAACGAGAUUUAGACUUAGAAAUCUUUCCCUCUACAAAAAAUUUCAGAUCUACUUUGUUCCUUCCCUUGCUCUUGGUUGUGUGUGGGUGUGAAUUUUUCAAGUUUCUGAUAAGGAAACAGCCACCAAUUCCUCUUUUCUUCCUUGAUUUGGCUUGGGUUUACUCUACUUUCUUUUGGUUUCUCCCAAUUUCUGGUAGAUCCCCUAAGUUCUCUUG
Messenger RNA from Rubroshorea leprosula, 2815 nucleotides. The record is from the annotation of a GenBank genome assembly. Lineage: Eukaryota; Viridiplantae; Streptophyta; Magnoliopsida; Malvales; Dipterocarpaceae.